Temnothorax curvispinosus is the source of this 709-nucleotide messenger RNA. RefSeq lists its product as uncharacterized. The transcript has 3 exons. NCBI's taxonomy places the organism in Eukaryota, Metazoa, Arthropoda, Insecta, Hymenoptera, Formicidae. The record is from RefSeq and is a predicted model, not a curated record. The annotation marks the transcript as partial.
GACAAAACCGUCAUGCGCGUAGAUAAAGCUUCAUUAUCUUCAGAUAAUAAUGUAAAAAAGCCAACUUAUGUCACACAUGACAUAAAUGUCUCUCAUGAAAGAUCAAAGAACAAGAAUUACAUGGAUUGUAAAGGAGUAAAACCUUUACAAGAGACAUCUGGUUCUAUCGAAAUGUGCAAGUCUGCAGCAAUUACUUCAGACAAAAAAUUAAGUUCUCAAAAAUGUUCUUCGAGUAAUAAAGGCUCCACAAUUGAUCCGAAAUGUACUUCUGCCAAAGAAGGGGAAGAAUCAGCCACAUUGGAAUCUCUUGCAAAUGCAAUUAGCAAGCUGGAAGAAGAAAUGUUAGCAUGUAAAACUAUUUUACGCAAGAUAGAUAGAAAUCUGGAAAGCUUCUUUGAAACGGAGACGACGAACAAAUGUACAAAUAAGAAUAUUUCUACCGGUGCUGUAUAUGUUUUGGAUGAAUUUCCUUUAACAAAUUUGUCAGAUUUAGAAAAAAUCGAGCACAAAUUAAAGAAAGAUAAAACUUUUCAUUCAAAAGUGGUCAAUGCUCUACAUUCCGGAGUAAUGGGACAAUCGCUUCAAAAAAAAGUAAAUUCUAUUCUACGGAUGGUUCUGGACGAUAAGCUAGCUAGUUCUUUUAACUGGAAAGGUCAAAGAGGAACCAAAUUGAAAUUGGCAAAACGUCGAAUAACCAAAAUAAUGAUCG